Emiliania huxleyi CCMP1516 is the source of this 855-nucleotide messenger RNA. RefSeq lists its product as hypothetical. The record is from RefSeq and is a predicted model, not a curated record. The transcript has 4 exons. Lineage: Eukaryota; Haptophyta; Isochrysidales; Noelaerhabdaceae. Bases 1 to 855 code for a protein of 284 amino acids. Gene Ontology annotation, biological process: protein homooligomerization.
AUGACGGCAAAGCGGCUCGUUGCCGCCCAGCGCGACGCGGACGCGCGCCUUGACGAGCUGCUCGCGCUGAGAGCGACGCUUCGCACGCGUUCGAGCGAGCUCGACGCGAGAAAGGCCGCGCUGGGCGCCCGACGGUCGGCACUUGCAGCUGACAACGGUGGUGGCGACGUCAGGCCAUCCGACCGAAUCAAGCUCAACGUGGGCGGCUGUCGCGUCGUGACGACGAGGGACACACUGACGCUCUUUCCCGGCACUCGGCUCGCCGCACUCUUCUCCGGGCGGUGGGAGAGCAGGCUGCAGCGCGACCGCAACGGCCGCAUCUUCAUGGACGUCAACCCGACCGCCUUCAAGAAGAUCCUGGACUUCCACCAGUUCGCCAAGAUUGCGAGCUCGGAGGACCCGCCGCCGCGGCCGACUGCACCUGAGGACCUCGAGGCAGUGCUGGCCGCUCAGCUGACCUUCUUCGGCCUGACCGCCAUGUUUGAGCGCGCGCCCGCCGCCGCCGAGGAGUCGUUCGUCUCCUUCUUUUUCGGCGAGACGAAGGACGUGGUCGACUUGUGCGUGACGGGGGAGCGGAACCCAGACGCGGAAUACGUAUCCAUGUAUUCCAACUACCGAUCCAGAGUCGACCGAUGGGGCACGUGGGAGGCGAACGACGAGGCCAUCCUCCGGCUCGACUUGGGCGGCACCAAGCCGCGGCUCAUCAUGUGGCACAAGCGCAUCAGCCGCAUCUUCACGAUCGGCCUGCCCGAGCGGCAGGACGGCUGGCGGCUGCACAUCGGCCUGCACCACGACAAUAUCAACCACAUGCACCUCAUGCUGCCAAGCGCAGACGAGACGGCCCUCGUGCAGUGA